Haliotis rufescens (red abalone) is the source of this 847-nucleotide messenger RNA. RefSeq lists its product as uncharacterized. The transcript is spliced from 4 exons. The record is from RefSeq and is a predicted model, not a curated record. NCBI's taxonomy places the organism in Eukaryota, Metazoa, Mollusca, Gastropoda, Lepetellida, Haliotidae. The coding region runs from base 160 to 840 and encodes 226 amino acids.
GUCCCACAAAGAUCGGAUCUGUGGGCGAUACUUGCCUAUGCUUGUUCGGCCUGUUGCCAUAGUCACCGCUGAUAAUCAAAGAUAUCAUAGCCAUCAUGAAGAUUAACAAAUGCCUUUUUAUCAACGCCGCGUUCACUAAAGUCAACAAACGCUAUUACUAUGGACACGUUAUGUCGACAUAUAAACACGAGUAGAGCCUCUGUUGUGAUUAUCUUUCUUCUGCUUCAGACUGAGGGUAGCCUGGCCACGAGGUGCUUGGUGCACGCAACCGGGAGAUACAUCUACCGCUACUGUGACGACUGCUGCGACUCCGGCAGGAAUCGAAGAUGUUGCACGAACACAGCAGAUGUUAAUGACAGUUCCGUGGCAGUUGUUGGCGUGGUGUUCGGUUGUCUCAUUGGACUUCUAAUCCUUGGAAGUGGUUGUAUGUACGUGUAUAAGUGCUGUGUGGGGUCUGGUAAACCCAGCUCUGUACCACCCCCGGGCCUCACAAAUCCUCACCCCCAUAGCAUCACAACAGACCAUACGGAAGUCUGUGAACACCAUCUGGACCCUCCAGCGUAUACCCCUCCCGGCUCCCCUCCGCCGUACAGUCGUGACGGACCUACAGCUCCACCCUGCCGCACGCACGUGUCACCAUCAUCCCCCUGGACCAGCCAGGACAUGAGUGUCAUCGCACCAUCAUAUUCACCCCCACCCCCAUACACAGCAUCCCCUCACCCUACACAGACUCCUCACCCCAGCCAACACCGGCACGACCGGGGUAGUGGAAUCCAGGUCCUUCCUUAUGUUUAUUUUGAUAGCAUUUUUUACCAUGAUUUUUCCCGUCCAGAUAUUUGAUCACAAA